Candidula unifasciata is the source of this 2202-nucleotide messenger RNA. The record is from the annotation of a GenBank genome assembly. NCBI's taxonomy places the organism in Eukaryota, Metazoa, Mollusca, Gastropoda, Stylommatophora, Geomitridae.
AUGGCUGGUAUACCGCCACCACCGCCACCCCCUCCUCCUCCUCCACCGCCACCACCACCACCACCACCACCACCUGUUUGUGGUGGCGGGCCCAAGAAAUGGGCGACGGUGGCGGUCGAAGGCUCACAAACUAAAGAGAAAGAGAAGAAACGAAUUGGUACUAAGCUCCCUGAAUUAGUAUUUCCCACAACAGACGAGGAGAGAAAGAAAGCCAAGGUGUUCCGCUUUCUGAAGCCCCCAACACCUCCCACACCAUCCCCAGUCAGACCUCCAAGGGUUAUAACACCCGUAGCCCCCAGACCGCCCCCUCCUAUCUUCAGAAUUGAUGGCGGUCCACCACCUCCACCACCUCCACCGCCACCUCCUCCCCCACAAGGCUUUGGCGGUCCUAAAAAGUGGGCAACUGUCGCAGUUGAUGAAGCAGGCCAGCCUAAAGAAAAGAAGAGGAUUGGAACGAAGCUUCCAGAGUUAGUUUUUCCAAAAACAGACGAAGAGCGAGCCAAGCAUAAAGUGUUUCGCUUUCUGCGGCCACCAACUCCACCGACACCCAGCCCUAAAAAAAACAGGCGAUCAUUUGUUGUAGAAUCACCAACGUUACCAGAUGCGUCUUCCUCUGAUCUGGCUGGUUCCGUCCCCCUAGAGCCACCUCCUUCCCCACAACAUUCUUCUCCAAAAAGUCCGUUCGCUCUGCAAGAAGAAACAGAACCAAUCCCUAUGCCACCAUUAGCCAGAUCACCUAAACAAACACCUAAAAGACUACCUAAGGUCACUGGUCUGGAAGGUCUUACGUUUCAAGAACAAUUGAAACUGAGAUCUCGUGUUCAAGAGCCAGAAUCUCCUAAAACUCCCAUGACACUAAGGGAUAUAUCUAGCAAAACACAAAUGACGCCCAUGGAAAUAUCUCCGAAAACCCCAGUGACAGGUAGGAAUCAGUUGCAAACAGGGACUGAAGGUCAGCCGUUUGAGCAACACACACCUGCUCGUCAGCCAUCAGGCGCAAGAUCGGCUUCAAGUCCAAGAAUCGAUUAUCCAGAAAAAGCUUUAUCGACCUCCCCAAAAGCACCCAUACAAUCCCCAAGAUCGCCACCCAAACUUUCACGAGAACCUACAACCCCACAACGCAGCCUGCCUAGUGACAUGAAUACAACAGAAGAGGCACCUCAAACAAGCCCUAUCUAUAGCACAGUAUUGCCAAAAGACAAGCGCCUUGCACCACCGCCUCCUAGCAACACAUACGAGAAGAUAUCUCCACAACAGUCUCCGCCCAAACAGUUGAAACCAAACACCCCACAAUACACUGAUGAGCCUCAACUCCAACAAGAGCAGCAAGAAUCACCAAUGAACAAACUGGCCAAUACGUGGUCGCCGUCUUAUCAAAAACCCAACAGACUGGGAAUUUUCCCGCCAACACCCCCACCUAGACAACCAGUGGAGAACAUUGGGCAAGAUGUCCUUGCACCAUUACAAACUCGGGAUUCCAUUGAAGGAGGUCGUGUAUCAGGCGCCCAAUCGGCUUCGCCACCCGGAUCUAGAUCACGACCACAAAUAAUCAGACAAGAUAGCCAUGCAUCCUUCUCACCCCAAGUUCCUUCUGAAGAAAGUCCUGUUGCGGGCGCAAAACUGGACUCACCGCCGGCACGUCAGUCAGCGCGAAGAACAAGUGAAAAAGAUGUCCGUGCAACUUUCCCCAAACGUGUCCCCUUUGAAGGUGGGAUUAUGCCGGUCCUUGACCCGGCCUUGACUGUGGCCCGCGACCGUUUCGUCGGCUCCAAAAAUGUUUCAGGGCUGACUGCUGAUAACUUUGAUGAGAUCAUUCGACCCAGAGACAUGGCAAUUGUGCUGUUUUACGAUCCACAAGAUCCUAAGAGUACAAAGUCAAAGAAAUACUUCAAGAAGGCGGCAGAGUCUGAGACAGAACCCAGCCACCAUUACGCAGCCGUGGACUGCAUGCGAGAUCGCUAUUUCUGCGAGUCGCUGGACGUCACCAGUCUACCCACGUUCAGGAUCUACGCAAACGGAGCUGUCCUAGGCACCAUCAGAGAUACAACCGGCUUCAACGAUGUGGCAAUGAAGAAGUACAUUGAGACCCUGACCAGCAUAAGAGAACCAGGCAGCAAAUCCGCCAGCCAACUUCGCACAACUCAACGGGACUCGGGCCAGUCCAAAUGCAAACUUUCUAAAAUACUUGGCUUCAAGAAGUAA